UUCGCAAUUCGGCUCUCGAGGGCUGAGGCUUGGAGUUCCGGCUUUCUGCGCACGUGGUGUACUACGCAUUGUGGGCUUGAAGCUGCAGUGCGGGAGACUGAUCUGUUCUGGAGUGAUGGGGCCAGCCCCAGCCAGAGAACACUUGCGCGGAGCGUCUGGGGAGGCAGAGGUGUUGGAACCAGUCCUGGAAGGCACAGUCCGGAAGAAGAACAAGAUGUCUUCAAGAAAGCGUCCAGUGGCUGGAUCCCAAGCAGAGAGCCUCCUGCAGCCUGUGAAGCUCAGCCGGGAAGAACUGUACAAGGAGCCUACCAAUGAAGAGCUGAAUCGCCUUCGGGAAACUGAGAUCCUAUUCCACUCCAGCUUGCUUCGUUUACAGGUAGAGGAACUACUGAAGGAAAUAAGACUUUCAGAGAAGAAGAAGGACCGAAUUGAUGUCUUUCUGCGAGAAGUCAACCAGCGUAUCAAAAAGGUUCCCUCAACACCUGAGACAGAGCUUAUUGACCAGGCCUGGCUCCCAGCUGGGGUUCAAGUCCCCCUCCAUCAAGUGCCCUAUUCUGUGAAGGGUUCUUUCCGCUUCUUACCUCCAACCCAAGUCAUUGUUGUGGGCAGCUACCCUCUGAGCACCUGUACCCGGCCCAACAUCAAUGUGGAUAUAGCACUGACUAUGCCCAAGGAAAUCUUACAAGAUAAGGACCUGCUGAACCAGCGUUAUUUCCGCAAGCGUGCACUGUACCUGGCCUACUUGGCUCACCACCUGGCUCAAGAUCCCCUGUUUGGCAGUGUGCGCUUCUCCUACACCAAUGGCUGCCACCUGAAACCGUCGCUGCUGCUAAGGCCACAUGGAAAGGAUGAGCACUUGGUCACUGUACGCCUACAUCCAUGCCCUCCACCUGACUUUUUCCGUCCAUGUCGCUUAUUGCCCACUAAGAACAAUGUGCGCUCCACCUGGUACCAAGGACAGAGUCAUCCAGGAGAUGGUAAACCAGAACCCCCUACUCCUCACUACAACACAUGGGUCCUGCAGGAUACAGCUCUGGAGUACCAUAUGCAGCUGCUUUCAGCUGUGCUGGGCUCUGCCCAAGGGCUGAAAGAUGGUGUAACACUUUUGAAGGUCUGGCUGCGGCAGCGGGAACUGAACACAGGCCUGGGUGGAUUUAAUGGGUUCCUUAUCUCCAUGCUGGUUGCCUUCCUUGUGUCCACACGCAAAAUCCACACAACUAUGAGCGGCUACCAGGUCCUGAGAAGCGUCUUACAGUUUCUGGCCACAACAGAUUUGACCAUUAAUGGGAUCAGUUUAUGUCUCAGCACAGAUCCCUCUUUGCCAACCCUGGCUGACUUUCACCAAGCCUUUCCUGUUGUCUUCCUGGACUCAUCAGGCCGUCUCAACCUCUGUGCUGAUGUCACUGCCUCUACUUACCACCAGGUGCAGCAUGAGGCACGGCUAUCUACUGUGCUGCUGGACAGCAAAGCUGACGAUGGAUUCCAGCUGCUAUUGAUGACUCGCAAACCUAUGGUCCGGUCUUUUGACCAUAUCCUGCAUGUCCGUCCUGUGAGUCGCCUGCAGGCAGCGUGUCACCGGCUAAAGCUCUGUCCAGAACUGCAGGACAAUGGUGGGGACUAUGUGUCAGCUGUUUUGGGCCCACUAACUGCCCUCCUGGAGCAGGGUCUGGGGACCCGACUGCAGCUGCUGGCACACUCUCGGCCCCCAGUUCCAGAGUGGGACAUCAGCCAAGAUCCACCAAAGCACAAAGACUCUGGGGCCCUGACUCUGGGAUUGCUCCUCCAACCAGAGGGACUGACCAGUGUUCUCGAGCUGGGUCCAGAGGCUGAUCAGCCUAAGGCUUCUGACUUCCGCCAGUUUUGGGGAUCCCGCUCAGAACUUCGGCGCUUCCAGGACGGAGCCAUUAGGGAAGCUGUGGUUUGGCAGGCAGCCUCUCUAUACCAGAAGCGUCUUAUCCCCCAUCAGGUGGUCACCCACCUCCUGGCACUCCAUGCUGACAUUCCAGAGACUUGUGUCCACUAUGUGGGGGGCUUCCUGGAUGCAUUGAUCCAAGGCCCAAAGGAGACCUCUAGCACAGGAGAGGAGGCCCUCACAAUGGCAGUGCGUUGCUAUGAUGAUCUGAGCCGUCUGCUGUGGGGGCUGGAGGGCCUUCCUCUAACUGUAUCUGCUGUUCAGGGAGCCCACCCAGUGCUGCGCUAUACAGAGGUGUUUCCACCAACCCCAGUCCGACCUGCCUACUCCUUUCACGAGCACCUCCGAGAGCGGGCCUUGCUAUUACCUCGGUCUGAUAAGCCUUGCCCAGCAUAUGUAGAGCCCAUGACUGUGGUUUGUCACCUGGAGGGCAGUGGUCAGUGGCCUCAGAAUGCUGAGGCAGUGCGGCGGGUCAGAGCUGCCUUCCAGCUGCGCCUGGCAGAGCUACUGACACAGCAGCAUGGACUGCAGUGCUGUGCCACUGCCACACACACCGAUGUCCUCAAGGAUGGGUUUGUGUUCCGGAUCCGCGUGGCCUAUCAGCGAGAGCCACAGAUACUGAGGGAGGUGCAGAGCCCAGAGGGGAUGAUCUCUUUGAGAGACACCCCUGCCUCCCUCCGCCUAGAGAGAGACACCAAGCACUUGCCCCUGCUCACCAGUGCCCUACACGGACUCCAGCAGCAGCAUCCAGCCUUCUCGGGUGUAGCUCGGCUGGCCAAGCGGUGGGUGCGCGCCCAGCUUCUGGGUGAGGGGCUCACUGAUGAAUGCCUGGAUCUGGUGACUGCUGCCCUUUUCCUGCACCCUGAGCCCUUUACCCCUCCCAGCUCCCCCCAGGUUGGCUUCCUUCGGUUCCUUUCUCUCAUAUCAACCUUUGAUUGGAAGAAUAAUCCCCUCAUUGUCAACCUCAACAAUGAGCUCACUGUGGAGGAGCAGGUGGAAAUCCGCAGCGGUUUUCUGGCAGCCCGGACACGACUUCCUGUUAUGGUCCUCAUGACUCCCCAGGACCGCAAAAGCUCUGUGUGGACACAGGAUGGACCUUCAGCCCAGAUUCUCCAGCAGCUUGUGAUCCUAGCAGCUGAGGCUCUGCCAAUCCUGGAAAAGCAGCUGAUGGAUCCCCGGGGACCUGGGGACAUCAGGACAGUGUUCCGGCCACCCUUGGACAUAUACGAUGUGCUGAUCCGCCUGUCUCCCCGCCACAUUCCCCGGCACCGCCAGGCUGUGGACUGUCCAGCAGCCUCCUUCUGUCGUGGCCAGCUCAAGGAGCCACGACCCUCAUCACUGAUGCCAGUGUUGGGAUAUGAUCCUCCUCAGAUCUAUCUAACACAGCUCAGGGAGGCUUUUGGGGAUCUGGCCCUUUUCUUCUAUGACCAGCAUGGUGGAGAGGUGAUUGGUGUACUCUGGAAGCCCACCAGCUUCCAGCCCCAGCCCUUCAAGGCUUCCAGCACAAAAGGGCACAUGAUGGUGUCUCAGGGUGAGGAGGUGGUGAUGGUGCCCAAUGUAGAAGCAAUCUUGGAGGACUUUGCUGUGUUGGGUGAAGGCCUGGUGCAGGCCGUGGAGGCCCGAAGUGAAAGGUGGACUGUGUGAUCCCAGCUUUGGAGCAAGCUAUUGAUGGACCUCAGGAGCAAGAUGUCAUGCAUAUGGACCCUCCAUAAUGGGCCUGAUGGUUUGAACAUAUCGAAGCAUCCUGCACCAAUUUUCUGUCUGCUGCUUCAGCACUGAGGCAGGGCUAUGGUGUCUGGUCAAGUACACUGAGCCUGAUUUCCUGGAUAGCCAAAAGAGGACUAGGAGUCAGCUCAGAGGAACUGAAUCCAGGAGAUCUGUUGCCUGAAUCCUGGGCCUGGACCUUUACCCCACCCCUCUUAGGCUUCUCUGAGAAGCAGUUAGAGAAGAGGGUAUGUGCCUGGGUUGGAGGCUCUGUCUCCAUCCCCCAGCAAGGCAUAUGUGUGCAGAUCUCAUUGUGCCCUUCACUGUAGCCUCAGGCCUUCAGUUGGGACCCAGAGGUGUGGCUCUUUCUGAGGGUCACAACACUAGCACUGAGUAAUGGGAAGGGGGCUAUGUGUGUCUGAAUAGACCACAUUGAAAGCAUACAAUGCCUCCUGUGUUGGUGCUACCGCUUCCCAGGGUGGAGACUGGGAAGGGGCAGAGAUAGGAUAGAGCUGGGUGAGCUAAACGGUCAGGUGGUCCCCCAACCAAGGAGGGAUAUGGAAGGCAUCAAGUGCUACCCGCAGCCAGUGAGUGUCUGAUUCUG
This is a messenger RNA of Octodon degus (degu), 4220 nucleotides long. It is a transcript of the gene Nol6, whose product is annotated as nucleolar protein 6. Bases 116 to 3556 code for a protein of 1146 amino acids. NCBI's taxonomy places the organism in Eukaryota, Metazoa, Chordata, Mammalia, Rodentia, Octodontidae. The transcript has 26 exons. The record is from RefSeq and is a predicted model, not a curated record. Gene Ontology annotation, biological process: rRNA processing; tRNA export from nucleus. Gene Ontology annotation, cellular component: CURI complex; small-subunit processome; UTP-C complex.